UUAAGGUGUGUAGCAAAAAUAUUUGACGCUUCAGCAGCAUGGCAUCUAGGUGACUUACAAUAAAUAUAUUUUAAUUAAAGCUCGUACACAAAAACGUGCAGCCUUUGCGCUGAGCCAAGCAUUACUUCAUUUCUCUAACAAUACGUUUAUAAAUAGCUUCCAAAUUUUUACUCGCCGGGAAUUUUUACUAUUUUACAAAGAUUACCAGCCGCGACUUUCUGAUGAGCAAGCCUGCCCAGCGGAUACGUGUUCCGCCUAUCUAUGGCCAUAAUAAAGGCAGCACUGGCAAAAGCGACAGGUUUUCGCAAAACGCCGGCGUAAUUCACUUUUCAAAGCAGGCGCAACUUCUCAAAAAAUCAAGUAGCUUGUCAAAUAAUUCCAAAAAAGCGACUCCAGUAGUACUGUUUCCAGUCAUAUCUCACCAACAGACAAGCGAAACAAAUUCUAACGAGGAAGCAUCGUCAAUCAAAACUGAAGAGGUUAAACCUCUACCAGAAAUUAAGCCUAAGCCAGAGGCUAAAAGGGAUUCAAAUGGUGGACAAUCACUACACGAGCCUACGAUCCAAGAUGCCAUUCGACGUCUCAGCCAAUCAUCAAUUGAACCUUUGAAGUCAGGGUCAAACUCGCCUGUUCCGGAAGAGCAAGGGACAAAAGAUGAUCAGGAAAACUUUGAUGUCAUGAUUUCAUACAGUCAUCAGGACAUGGACUUAAUGAGAUACAUCAGAGAGAUUCUUAAAUCUAAGGGGAUGAAAGUAUGGGUUGACGAAGAGGGCUUAGGAGCAGGAGUUGAUUUUCUCAGCAAAAUUGGAAAAGCAAUCGUAUAUUCGACUUGCUUUUUACAGAUAUUGACGGAAGCUUCAGUCGUGUCCAAGUACUGCAAAGAUGAGCUGAGUCUCGCAUACAUCUCAAACAAACCUAUCAACGUUUUAUGCAGUUCAAAACCUGAUCAUUUAUUUUCACAGAUGGAUUUCGGCCAGAAGCUGACUCUGGCACCUUAUAAGUCCAAGUUUGUGGAGAUUACCGACUUGCGAUUGAGAAAAUCUCAAGUGGAGUAUAUGUGCGACCAAAUCAAGACAAAAAUAGCGAAUUUGUCUUCAGACAUGGCUAACGAUCAUAUCUCUCAAGAGAAAACCAAAAAUGACAUGAGCGCUGAAGCAUUUUGGAAUUUAUAUUUGCCGUCAGUAGAAAAAUGCAGCUGGUCGGAGUUUCUUCAACUGUUUCUAAUGCACUAUGGAACAGACUUUGAGUUCACAGUUCCAGCUAAAGACCAAUCUUGGCUUUUGUCUAUCUUCAAAGCCGAGCUCUGUGACGAAAAAAGUGAAGACCCGGACUUCGUGACACUUGAAGGCCUCAAAAUGUUCUGCAAACCUUCCACAUCUCAAAUAUCACACUUUGUAUGGGAAAGUAUUCAGAAAUACGCCCGCGAACAAUUGGCGAUUAAAGGAGUAUUCGCUAUUGAUUCAACGGUCAGGCUUGACGCAAUUGAAAACCUGAGCAAAUUCAAAAGUACAGCUGUUCAAGAAGCUUUGCUGGAUUUGCUUAAAGAUCCCGAUGCAAAUGUUCGCAGCAUCGCAGCUCUGUCACUAGCCAAAGUUAACUUGGGGUACAAAGGACAAGGAUUGUCUCCAACAGCGCGAGUCGCCAAACUGUUAAAAGACAAGGAUCGAUUAGUCAGGGAGUCAGCGUGUGUUGCCCUAGGACGAAUGAAAGCAGAGGAUCAAACCAAUAAACUAAUCACAGUCUGGCGCAAUGAUGUUAUUUCUGUAGUUCGUGAUGCAGCCUACUUAGCAUUGGAGUUAAUCGGUGGCGAUGAAGCAACGAGGGCUAUUUAUGUCACAAAAGUGUUAUCUGAUGAGAUCAAGGAAUUGACAAAAUAAUAUGAUUACUAUUGAAAACUCUAUUGUAAAAUAAAUUUUAUAUACAACUGGUGGUUUCCGUCCAGGUUGCACAGAAUGUACAUUAACUAGAUUACAUCUUGGAUUAUUUUUCACGAAUUGAAAUGAUAUUCAACUUUUUUACUGAACGCUUAAAGUUUCGCAACUGCACAAUGCAAAUGCAAACCUAAUCCAAAAAAUUUUAAAAUUUACUUUAAAGAACAGCGUACGCAAGUUGCG
Molecule: messenger RNA, 2114 nt
Organism: Symsagittifera roscoffensis
Lineage: Eukaryota; Metazoa; Xenacoelomorpha; Acoela; Convolutidae
Exons: 1
Coding region: 222-1877 (551 amino acids)
Biological process (GO): signal transduction
Molecular function (GO): oxidoreductase activity
Source: RefSeq, a predicted model, not a curated record